This is a messenger RNA of Juglans regia (Persian walnut), 1826 nucleotides long. Its product is annotated as nucleolar GTP-binding protein 1. Lineage: Eukaryota; Viridiplantae; Streptophyta; Magnoliopsida; Fagales; Juglandaceae. Bases 68 to 1426 code for a protein of 452 amino acids. Gene Ontology annotation, cellular component: nucleolus. The record is from RefSeq and is a predicted model, not a curated record. Gene Ontology annotation, biological process: ribosomal large subunit biogenesis. Gene Ontology annotation, molecular function: RNA binding; GTP binding; GTPase activity. The transcript has 14 exons.
CCCAAAAGUGGUUAAAGAGCUAAAACCCACCAACGAUUCGCCCCCUUUUCCUCUGCAGAAUUAAAAGAUGAGCAGGGCUUCCAGUCUCUUCCAACUAUGCCAGAUUCCUUCCACCAAUAUGCUUCUCAGAAGCUCCAAGUUCCCCAGAGCUACGAAUAAACUGCCUUGGAACACAGGUAUGAAUGUCAUACCUGUUCGGAAACUUUAUCCAACUCUGUGCUUCUGUAAAACCGUGCAAACUACCACGUAUGAAGUUGUCAAUGGAAGCUAUGUACCCUCUACACAAACUAAGCAAGAAAAGGAAAUGAAGGACAAGUCAUCAGCAAAACUUGAUACAGUUGGUGCAUUUCAAAAGCUGCCCAUGGUGAUGCCAUCUGUUGAUAUACUUCAUUCAGCACUGAGGAAGGCAAAAAGGGUUUUACCAACAAAGGGGAUUGCCAAUAUUGCAAAGCGAGAGAGAAAUAGAGGUGCAAAACAACUUGAUGCACUGAUGAAAGAAUUGGUUGUUCCCUUGAGGACAUAUCUGGAGAGUUUUCCAAAGAAGAAAUAUCUUCACCCUUAUGAACGAUCUCUUAUUGAAUUAACACUUGGUGAUGGGAAUUAUGAAGAGGUAUUGGGAAAUGUUGAUGCUCUGAGGAAGAAGGUGGUAUCUGUCGGAAAGGAACAUGCUUCUUUCUGUGCCAAGUCCUUAACGAAGCGUGAAGCUGAGGAAAGACUAAGUGAGGGUGUGAAGAAAAUUGAAGAGGUGUUCAACCAUGAAGCUGAAGUUGUCAAUGAUUUGUUACAUAUUGCCAAGACUUUACGGGCAAUGCCAGUUGUUGAUUUGGAAACACCAACUCUCUGUCUUGUUGGAGCUCCUAAUGUGGGCAAGUCAUCUUUGGUCCGCACACUCUCUACAGGGAAGCCAGAGGUUUGCAACUAUCCUUUUACGACAAGAGGAAUACUAAUGGGUCAUAUAGUUCUGAACUACCAGACUUUUCAGGUGACAGACACUCCUGGCUUACUGAAGAGAUCCGAUGAGGACAGGAAUAAUUUGGAAAAGUUGACACUUGCUGUCCUAUCACAUUUGCCUACCGCAAUAUUAUAUGUUCAUGACCUCUCUGGAGAGUGUGGGACCUCACCUUCUGAUCAGUUUCUCAUAUACAAAGAAAUAAAGGAAAGGUUCAGUGACCAUCUGUGGGUCGAUGUUGUGUCCAAAUGUGAUCUGUUGCAAAAGUCUCCCGUGGUCUUCAUCACAGAGGAUAGUCCUGAUCAUGUAGAGCUGGCAAGGUACCGGAAAAUGGGACCUAAUGGAGCUAUGCAUGUAUCUAUAAAGAGCGAAGCAGGGCUUGCUGAGCUGAAGGUUAGAGUGCAUGAGCUGCUGACUUCGCAGAUGGCCAAGAUCAGAAGUCAGAAUAGCAACCAAGAAAAUAUAGUUAUUACCUAAGGUUGAACUCUUAGGGAUGCCCAUUUGCGGUAGAAUUGCGUUCAAAGUAGCUGACUCUCAAAAUCUUGACAAUUCCCAUGGAGAAAAGAACAAGCAGAACAAGCUCAAGAUGGUAGAAUCCAGGUUCUCACCACUACCAAAAACUGCAGCUUCAAAUUUGAUGAGGAUUGCUCACUUAGCCUAGUUGAUCAGGGAAUGGAUUUAGGUUACAAUAUUAUUUAUUUUGGAAACUUUUCUUUGUAAUUGGUGUAUACAAAGUGUAUAUACUUAUGCAUUUAUUCCCAUAUUGUUGUCGAAAAUUUUGGCAGUUCUUUUUGUUCGAAAACGCCGGUGAGUUGUACAGUUCCAAACACUUCCAAAUGAACUUUCAGAACUUGUGAUUGACUUAGCUUUUGUUCAA